Messenger RNA from Owenia fusiformis, 2853 nucleotides. Lineage: Eukaryota; Metazoa; Annelida; Polychaeta; Sabellida; Oweniidae. The record is from the annotation of a GenBank genome assembly.
AUGAUUGAUACUCCCGAUCCUUAUGUGCAACUGAGAGUGCCAGCAUCUGUAUCAGGUCGUAAGAGAACAGCUUACAAGAACAAUGAUGUCAAUCCAGUGUGGAACGAAAGUUUCAAGUUCACGUUGGAUCAAAAUAAGAAAAAUAAACUAGAGAUUACUCUAAUAGAUAAGAAUAUUGCAUUUGGUGAUGAGAUACUUGGAGUGGAGGGAUAUGACCUGGAUACAUUGCCACUAAACGAACAUCGCAAUAUUGAAAUAAAAUUCACCAAUACGUCAACAGUCCAUUUAAAACUUAGAAAAACUAAAGAGGAGCAUAAAGGCUUGCGUUCCAGUCUUGCUCUUUGUGACGAAGAGAAAAUGUUCCAGUAUGCGCGCAGAGAGAAGAUAUUUCACAACAUGCAAUACAUCUUGGGCGAAGACGCCCCUUCAAAUAUUAGCGAAGUUCCUCAUAUAGCAGUACUGGGCUCUGGAGGUGGUUUCAGAGCUAUGGUUGGAUUGAGUGGUGUAUUCAAAGCUUUAUCAGACACCAAGAUACUUGACAUGGUGGAAUAUUGUGCUGGGCUCUCAGGCUCAUCGUGGUAUAUAUCUCAACUAUACUCCCACAAAGACUGGCCUAAUAUCAAACCAGGCAAACAAAAUCUAGAGCUACGCCAACGUAUCGAAUCUUCAUGGACGAAACUCUUAAUAACGCCAAAAACCAUGUACAAGUACAUAUCCAGUAUUAUUUCCAAACGUCGCCAGGGGCAACCAGUCAGCUUCACCGACUUCUUUGGCCAUUUGAUAGGAGAAACUCUCAUAGGAGAUAGGAUGGACUGCAAGCUGUCUGAUAUGGCUGCCAAGGUAAUUGAUGGCCAAGCCCCGAUGCCUCUCAUGACGUGUCUCCACGUAAAGAAACAUGUGUCAGCAAUGGUCUUUCAUGAAUGGGUUGAAUUUUCGCCAUUUGAAAUCGGAAUGCCAAAAUAUGGUGUGUUUAUGAAGCCCCAUCAUUUUGGGAGCAAGUUUUACAUGGGUCGACUUCUGAAAGAACACAACGAGCCACCAUUGCAUUUCUUACAGGGUAUCUGGGGCAGUGCAUUCACGAUUCUGUUCAAACGACUUUUAACGACGAGUGAUGCGACUAAGAAAGACCCAAUUCAGCUGAUGAGAAUGGAUUCUCAGGAUGAGAGAAUGGAUAUGGACACAGCUAUAACUAAUGAUGCUACUGUUGACACAGAUGACGAGGAAUCAAGUGAUGCGAGUGAUAGUGAUACUGAGAGUGAACUGGAUGAUGAUGAUGAUGUUGAAGACCUUCUGGUCAACAACGACGGUGUCAACUCUGAGAGAAAAAACGAGUUCUUUAUCGAGAUGGAAAAUAUCGAAGAAGCAACUAAUGAUGCCCUUCAUUCAGAUGAAACCAGUAGUGAUAGAGAUGACAAUCCAAAUGACAAUGUUAAAUCAAAUGAAAACAUACCUAGUAGUGCUAAAGAUGAAACCAUAUCAAGUCCCACAUCUGCUACAAGUCAGAGUACAAACCCAGCAGAAAUAUAUAAACGGACAUCCAGAAGGAUGUCUCUAAUGGGCAAAGUAAAACCUGUACCUCAAGGCCCAACUGUGAAGAAGCUUCGAAAACAGCAAUCAAGCUCUCAGAAAAAGUACAAGAGUAGAAGUAUGUGGCAGACAAUGCUUAUGUCAAUGUUUGAGAAAAGCGAAUUGUUAAGUACAAGAGCUGGACGAGCAGGGCUUAUACAUAACUUCAUGAGAGGACUACAAGUAGAGAAGGUCUACCCAUUCUCACCGUUUUCUCCUACCACGCCAUCCGACCAAACCGACUUUAAGUCAAUAUUUGAAGAGUAUGCUACCGAUAUGAAGAGGCUGUAUAUGGUAGAUGGCGGACUGACUUUUAAUUCUCCAUAUCCCUUAGUUCUACGGCCACAGAGAAAGGUCAACCUGAUCCUGUCAUUUGACUUCAGCGCUAGAGAUUCUGAUGAUGCUCAACCGUUUAAGGAACUCCUUCUUGCCGAGAAGUGGGCCAAAAUCAACAGGGUACCAUUUCCAAAAAUAGAUGUCUCUAACUACGUAGACGAACCACCAAGAGAGUGUUAUGUAUUCCGGAAUGACGACAUUCCUUACUGUCCUGUAGUCAUGCACUUUUGCCUUGUAAAUAACGAGUUCAAGUUUUACAAAAAGCCUGGAGUUCGACGCGAGACGAAAGAGGAGACGGACUUUGCCGACUUCAGUUUAUUUGACGACCCAGAGGCACCUUACUCAACCUUCAACUUUACAUACUCAAACAAAUCAUUUGACAGACUUACUCAACUAACCGAGUUCAACACACGUCUCUGCGUGGAUCGCAUACGAGAGGAGAUUCUCAAAUGCAUUGAGAAUAAAAAAUCUGGUCAGCGAGCCCAAAUGUCGAUGAAAGACAUUCCGAGAUUACGUCGUAUGAUGUCUAAAGACAAUGCUUCACUAUUGGAGUCAUAUAUAAAGGAAGACGAGGAAUCUAAUACUUCCUCCCAGGUUGACUAAAAUGUGUUCGCCCUUGUCCAUUAUGUUCAUAUUUGACUGGAUAUUGAUCAUGCUCCUAGAUAAUGUUUCAAGGGCAUUAUAAGGUACUUUUUAAGGUCAAACCUUGGUGUCAAAUAUAAACAAUUACAAACAGCCAUAACAUUGUUUUUUCCUUGGUUUCAACAUAGUUUAUAAUCGUAUCCCUGAAAUAUGAGCCCCCAUUACAAUUGUUUUCCCCAGGGUGUCUCAUUUUUAGGUGGGGUGGGCCAAUUUAUAAGUUUUGAUAACGUCAUUAUCAACUUCAGUUAGAGUCAUUCUAAGUGAAGCCAUUUUCUUUAAAAUUCUCCAAUAUCGCGGUUGUUUGAGCAU